Molecule: messenger RNA, 4657 nt
Organism: Branchiostoma floridae (Florida lancelet)
Lineage: Eukaryota; Metazoa; Chordata; Leptocardii; Amphioxiformes; Branchiostomatidae
Product: non-neuronal cytoplasmic intermediate filament protein
Source: RefSeq, a predicted model, not a curated record
UGAGUUCCAGGCCUCAGCUGCACGGUCGAACGUAACGGUACCGGGCAGGCGCGAGAGAGCAGCCGCUGAUAACGACACCGUUUUCAGACCAGACAGAUCGCUGCACAGAGCAGGAGUGCGUCCACAGUCGCAUCCCCUGGCUUCCAUCCUCCCCCAGUAGCCGGCUGAAAGAAGAGUUUCCGUUGGAAGCAAGCGUACAGCAAACAACAGUCUCAACAUGAGUACCCAAACCAAGAAGGUGACCCGCACCAUCAUCACGUCCUCGUCCAGCGGCGGUGGCGGCGGUGGCAGAGCUACAUUCAGCUCCUCCAGGCUGAGCGGUGGCGGCGGCGGCCGUAUGCGCACCGGCGGCGUAACAUCACGCCGUAGCGUGGGCUCUUCUUACUCAGCCGGCGGUGGCGGCCGCGUCAACGCCGUCAUGGCUGCAGGGGUGAUGGCAUCAGUGGGAGGGCCGGCCGGCGCGCUACAGACCCUCUCCGACGCUCGCAUGACCCGCGCCCACGAGAAACAGGAGCUGUCCCACCUGAACGACCGUUUCGCCUCCUACAUCGACAAGGUGCGCUACCUCCAGGAACGCAACUCCAAGCUGGAGGCACAGAUUAAGAUCCAGGAAUCCAGGGAGGCCCCCAACAUCAAGGAUCUGUACGAGAAGGAGCUUCGGGAUCUCCGAGCACUGGUGGAUGAGCUUUCCAACGACAAGGCCCAGCUGGAAAUCGAGAGGAACAACUGGCAGGAACAAGCAGAAGAGUACAAGGGAAAGUGGCAGGACGAGGCGGGGUUGCGUGCGGAGCUGGAGGCUGAGAUUGAAAGGCUGAAGAAGGAGCUGGAUGCAGCAACCAUGGCGCGUGUGGACUUGGAGAACAAGCUCUCCACCGCACAGGAGGAGAUCGAUUUCUUGAAGAGGGUUCAUGAUGAGGAAAUCCGUCAACUGCAGGACCAGUUGAACGAAAGUUUGACCAUUGUGGAGGUGGACUCCCGAGCUCCCACAACUUUUGCUCCUGGACCUGACCUCACUGAAGCUCUGCGUGAGAUCCGCACUCAGUACGAGGAGCUUGGCCGUGUCAACAGGGAGGACGCUGAGGUCAAGUACAAGCAGAAGUUCAGCGAGCUGGCCCAACAACGGGAGCGUGACAACGAGGCUCUGAUGACUGCACGGACAGAGGUGACAGAACUCCGAAGGAACCUCAACUCUCUCAUCGCCGAGAAUGAGGCUCUCAAGAGCAAGAACAACGCUCUGGAGGGCAACCUGGCUGAGCUGGAGGCUCGCAUGCAGCUGGAGAUCGAAGAGUAUCAGGCUGCAAUCCGCGACCUCGAGCAGGAGCUGGAGACCAAGAAUAGCGAGAUGGCUCAGCAGAUGCAAGCCUACAAGAUGUUGAUGGACACCAAGAUGGCGCUCGACAUGGAGAUAGCAGCUUACAGGAAGCUGCUAGAGGGAGAGGAGAUUAGGCUGUUCGGUGAGAGCAAGGAGGGAAUGCAGACGUCCAGCAGCAGCAGCAGCAGCUAUCGUGAAUACUCCAUGAAGUCAGGGUCCGGCGGCGGCUCCUCUGGCAAGCAGCAGGUCACCGUCAGUGUCUCCUCCGAUGAGGGCGAUAAGGAGGCAGAGGAGUCAGCUGCAGCUGAUGCUGCUGGAGAAGAUGAGGAAGAAAAGGAGGAUGAGAAGACGGAAGAGGAGGAGAGUAAGGAGGAAGAGAGUAAAGACGAAAGUAAGGAGGAGGACAAAGUAGAUGGUGCCGAAGAGGAACAGAAGGACGAAGACAAAAAAGAUGAGGCCGAAGAUGACAAAAAGGAAGAUGAGAAAAAGGAGGAUAAGCAAGAUACAAAGAAAGAUGCACACGAAGAUGAGAAAAAGGAAGCUAAGGAAGAAUCAAAGGAAGAUGCACACGAAGAUGAGAAAGAUGAGAAAAAGGAUGAUAAGGAAGAAUCAAAGGAAGAUGCACACGAAGAUGAGAAAGAUGAGGAAAAGGAGGAUAAGGGGGAUAAGGAAGAAACGAAGGAUGAAGCACAUGCCGAGCCAGCAGCUGAGGAAAAAGCUGGCAAAACUGAAGAACACGACGAUAAGGAGGACGCCAAGGACGACGAUGCCGAAGCGGAAAAAGAUGACGACACAAAGGUUGACGGAGAUGACGACAAGGGUGAAGACAAAGUAGAUGGCCACGACGAGUCUGAAGAAGCCGAUAAGGAAGAUGAGGGAAGAAGCUUGAAAGAGGUCGUUGACAGCCAGGAGAGAUCGCCCGCCAAAUCAUCGUCUGCCCCCCACGCCGCAGUCGUCACCAAGACCAUCACAAAAACCAUCGUUCAGUCCGUGCCCAAGCUCAUUGGUGGAGGAUGGACACUACUGUUCAAGGCCGUCUCAGAGACCGGUGGACCCGUGUUCUCUCACUGGGAGACCGAGGGCAAGACCAACGAGCCCACAGGCGAGCCCGUUCGGUUGGACGUUGCCGACCCCUACCGUUACAAGAGCAGUAUCAUCGACAACUGGGAACAAUACAGUAUACAGGAGGUCAAAGUGGUGCUGUACAAGGAUAACGAGGAGGUGCUGGUCCUGCGCUUUGACGCCGAGGGAACCAACAAGUCUGACUGGUACAGCCAGGACCGCCUGAUCGAGUCUCCCUUCAUCGAUCUCUCUCCAGACAAGAAGGCCAACGGCUUCUCCUUCCAGGGACAGAGAGACGGCAAGAUCGCCAGGACCAUGUUCAUCGAUGGCGGUGUAGACCACGGGUGGUUCGUUGUCAUCGACAAGCCAGACAACGCGCCUUGGGCCAAGAAGGCAGCUGUUCCCCACUUCCUGUAUUCCACAACUGACCAGUGCGUCAACUGGAACGAUGCCGCAGACGUCGGGCAGGCUGACGUCUUGGCAAUUUUCGCCCUCGGCUUCGGCGCAAAUGACGAAGACGAGGAAGAUUAGAAACCAAAACUGCAGUAUUCACUUCAGAGAUGCCACAUGGGGGGAUUGAAACAACAGCGACUGUAAAGGAUUCAAUGCUUGGGCUUCACAAUGUUGCCAACAACAAGGAAACAAAACAUUCUGACACAGCCAUGACGACUUAAAAACCGUUACCAACAAAGCAGCUUAAGAUUAUACAAUAGCAGCCAUCACAAGCGUGAUUCAGAGAUAAUGUACGGGAGGGAAACCGCCUUGUCUUCAGGAAAUACUUCCAACAAACUCCUCACAUAGUUGAUUACUGCGUACACAAUAGCGUAGACAACGUUUAGUUUAGGAGAACAAAUGAUGACUGUGACUCAUGAGCCAUUCAUGGGCGACCCCUUCAGACAUAGGUUGGAUUUGUUUCCUACAAAGGCUCGAAGGAUGGAAUUUCAACGGGGAUAUAAGAAAUAACGACUGCAAACAUCUUUACACGGGUCAUGGUUGAAAAGAAAGUCCAAACGACAGCCAAUUAUGACCAGAAGCUAACCUGACCACCUCUGCUAGCUUCCGAUGCUCUGCUUAUACUCGCUUGAUCUCAAUGCAUGAGUAGUAGGUAGGUGGGCUAAAAAGUCGGCAUUUCAAAACUUUGUCAUUAUUCGUGUUGAUAUUCUACACUGAUAUCGGAGGGUAGAAGGGUGGCCUUAACGAGAACGCCAGUGAGACAUUACGUGGGAAGGUUGUGUAGAGAUGCAGCUAUGAAGCAGAAGGAUGACGGUUUGUAAAUUUGAAACGAUAGGAACAAUCAACAAGACGGCUUUCCUCCUGUAUAGUUUCCUGGCAUUGCAUCAACACAGAAAGCUUGCUGAUAUUAUAAUACUUACGACAAAAAAGUAGUCAAUGCUUUUAUAGACUCCACACAAGUGCAAGACAGAUUUCUAUGCUGUAGAACAAAUAUAGGAACCCUUGCUGUAAGGAAACCGCUGAUGUAGAGUGUCAGGUAAAAGAAGCAAGAAUCUCUGAAUCAUGAUAGGACAGGGACUCAAUGUUAAAGAAACUCUUCCAAAGUGAGGAAUUUUCAGGUGCAGCUGCUUUCAAGUGUGGUGCUGGUUAAGUAAAUACCAACAACGUAAAGAGAAAAGUCAACUAGACUUCACUGCCUUAUAAAAUGUAUGCUCUUUUUCCUUGGCGAGUCCUGUUAGUCCUGCGGUAUCUGGCACGUGUGGAUUUCUUUUGUUGUGCCUUUUUACAAGUAGCAUGCUAGAACCACUACCCUGAAACAGGGGGAACAAGUGACAAAUAAAUGAACAAUAAUAAAUGAUAAAAAUGGAAUUGUAAUUAUGGCAAUAGUAGCUUUUUUGCGUACUGGAGUCAAUCAGAAACAAAUGUUGUAGCUCUGUAGUCAUGUUUAUCAUUAGACAUUAGAAGUAAUAGAGUAACUAACAUUUUCAUUGAGACUCUAAACUAAUGAUUGGCUUGCACAGUGCCGUUCGGUUAUAUUUGCAAGGUGAUAGCCUGUACCUGCCUGUCAUAUCUGAUGUAGAUUUGCUGCUCGCUGCAUUGCCAAUUUGGGCUACCUACCUGGCAAGUAUAGCAGGGGGUACUGCAAGCUAGUAUUCCCAUCAAUGACAAUACUAUAAUUCAUCUUCACUGGGUCCAGAUUGCAACCAAUGCAAGGAUGUAAUACUAAUAAUAAUCUACUGCAAACGACAUUCAAUGAAUGUACCAAUUUACUCAGAUCUCUCUGUGCAGUGUCUCGGUGAAAAUAAACGUGUCGUACUGGAUAACACCUCA